AAUGUCCCCGAUGAACAAACGAGCAGUCAAAAUCACAUAUUUCAUUAAAAAGUUAGGUUACCAACCAACUAUAACAGGUGAGGAAGUGAAGUGCUAAACAUUAAUUAAAAACUGAAUUAUCAUCAAAAAUGAGUUCCGGAUUCAUAUCGGAGACUGAAAUAUUGGAAGGGCGACGACGACGACAGGAAGAAUGGGAAAAAGUACGCACCGAAGACCAACCAAAAGAGGCCCCAGAAGAGCCGUAUGAUACACGGCCGCUGUACCAGCGUCUCGAGGAGCAGAGAAUGAAGAAAGAGGCUGAAUAUGAAGAGGCUCACAAAUUGAAAAACAUGAUUCGAGGCUUGGAUGACGACGAGGUCGGCUUCCUGGACCUCGUGGAACGCUCAAAAGCUAAAGCAGCUCAACAGAUCUCAAUCGAAGAACAAAGGGAAAUGCAGGAGUUCAGGGAGAGAGUAUCGAACUUAGCGGAGAGCGAGGAGUUGACCCGACUGCGCGCUCAGCUGGCGCCCGCGCGGACCGCCAGCGCCGGCUCACAGGCCGCCACGCAGAAGAACAAACUUCAGGGGGUAGUUGUAAGGAAACGCAAAGCGAGCGAGAUGGAAGGAGAAAAGGAAAAGGAAACCUCGCCGUCGAAAUCAAAGAAUAAUGGGAGUCCCCAAAUUGCUAACGGUGUCAAUGCCGAAGAUAAGGUGAUGCGUUGUGUGGGCUUGCUCCCAGGACUGGGCAACUACGACACAGAUUCAACAUCAGACACUGAUGACUCCAGCGAUCACAGCCACAGCGAUAAAUGCUGUGCGACGUACGACCUUCUGGGCCGGCGGCCUGAAGACAAACACAGGAAGGACCAGUCUAAGAGUAGUUAGAUAGGCCCAAAAUACCCUUACAGAAAGGUGACGUCAUGUAUAGCUGAAGAUUAACGAUAGGGUAUUGACUAAACACCCUGUUUAGUCCGUCAGAUAGAUUUCCAAAAAAUAUUGGAUACGUAUUUUUAAUUUUAUCUCAUAAACAAAACAUGAAAGGGAUACAGUGGUUU
This is a messenger RNA of Trichoplusia ni (cabbage looper), 1033 nucleotides long. Its product is annotated as PSME3-interacting protein. The record is from RefSeq and is a predicted model, not a curated record. Lineage: Eukaryota; Metazoa; Arthropoda; Insecta; Lepidoptera; Noctuidae. Bases 129 to 863 code for a protein of 244 amino acids. The transcript has 7 exons. Gene Ontology annotation, cellular component: nucleus.